Molecule: messenger RNA, 2252 nt
Organism: Tachysurus vachellii
Lineage: Eukaryota; Metazoa; Chordata; Actinopteri; Siluriformes; Bagridae
Gene: slc43a3b
Product: solute carrier family 43 member 3b
Exons: 13
Coding region: 207-1691 (494 amino acids)
Biological process (GO): transmembrane transport
Molecular function (GO): transmembrane transporter activity
Source: RefSeq, a predicted model, not a curated record
UGAGAGUUUAUAUAAAUGGAGACGAAGAGAGACAAGACCACAGUAUGAGAGUGAAUCAACAGGUUAUAUAAAUGAAGAUGAGCGGAGCCAAAACCACAGUAGCAGAGUGAAUCAACAGGUUAUAUGUUCAGCAGUACAGACAGUACAAUAGGAGUACACAGUAAGAGAGAAAGGGAAGAAGCUUGUGUGAUUGAAAGUGUGUCAGGAUGGUUGCCACUGGAACAAAAGUGUGUUAUUGGCUCACACUGAUCUCAGGCCUGGUCGAGUGUUUGUGCUUCGCUGGCAUCCUUUUUGGAUGGGCCUCGCUGGUCUUUGUGCUCAAAAGCGAUGGCUACUUCAGCUACUUGUGUGUGAACAGCACAGUAAAUGAGAACAUUACCAAAGAAUGCACUAAACAGGAUGAACAGCUCUCCAUUAUCUUCACUGUCGCCUCAUUCAUGAACAACUUCUUGACUCUACCCAAUGGUUUCGUAUUUGACUAUUUUGGCACCACGGUUACCAGACUUCUAGGAAUAUCUAUCUACACGUCCGGGACCUUGAUGAUAGCCUUCUCAAAUGCUGCACUCUCAGUCAUCCUCUACCCUGCUCUGGCUCUUAUUGCUGUUGGAGGAAUUCUUCUCUUAAUCACUAAUAUGCAGGUGGGAAAUCUCUUCGGAUCCCAUCGGUCCACUGUCAUCACUCUAUAUAAUGGAGCUUUUGACUCUUCCUCAGCUGUCUUCCUUAUUGUCAAGCUACUUUAUGAAGAUGGAGUGUCUCUCCGUUACUCCCUUAUCUUCUUGUCCUGUUGCAGUGUCAUUCAUCUUAUUCGCACCUUCCUACUGAUGCCUCGCAGGCACAUCCCCUUCCCUCUCCCCGAGAAAUACACCUAUGGGCUGAGAUGUGGGAAUGCUCAGACUUCUAGUGAGUCAGAAAAAGUAAAUGGCAAGGACAACAUCCAGAAUUAUGAGGCUACAGAGACUCCAGCUAACACAGACAAAUCUACCAACACUAACAAUCCAGUCACGUCAGAGCGAAGUUUCAAAAGCUGCAUCUUAUCUUGGUUCUUCUUAUGGCAUCUGCUGUGGUUGUCAAUCAUGCAGCUUAGACACUACUUGUUCAUUGGGACUCUUAACCCCUUUCUCAACCACUUAACAGCUGGUGUCCCCAGCCUCGUGAGCACAUACACAAAUGCAUUUGCAUUCACCCAGCUGUGUGGGAUACUGUGUGCCCCCUGGAAUGGGCUCAUUAUGGACCGGAAUAAAAACAAACCCAGGGAAAAAGGUCAGAGUGAAAGUGAAGCAGACCUAAAUGCAGCCAUAUUGUCUCUGUUUGUGACAGUGGUGCAGUGUGUGCUCUUCUCCCUGUGUGCUGCCAUUCCUGUGCUACCCCUCCAGUACCUCACCUUUGUACUACAGGUUCUCAAUAGAUCCUUCCUGUACGGAGGGAACGCAGCAUUCAUCAGUGUGGCGUUCCCUCCUGCACAUUUUGGAAAGCUGUAUGGAACAUUACUGGCACUCUCAGCGGUGGUGUCACUCCUACAGUAUCCCUGCUUCGAAAUCAUCAGUGGACCUCUAAAUGGAGACCCAUUUGCUGUGAAUGUAGCUCUGACCAUCCUGAGUUGCCUGGCUUUUAUCCAUCCUAUCUAUGUUUACAUACACUGCCGGCGUCAAGCAGCUCAGCGGGCCAAAGCUGAAAACACUAACACCUCUUAAGUAGGAUUGGUCCAUAGAAUAUAUAAUAUAAAGACAACUAACAUAAAUGCAUGCACAUAAAGGGAAUGCGAUUAACCUCUGUUCUGUUAUUGACAAAUAAAUGCUAACCUAAGGUGUACUGAUUAGAAUGGAGUACUGUGGGGAUGUAAAGAAUCAGCUAUUUUCAUGUCUUUCAUUAACUGUCUUGUGUUUAUGGAGGUUUUGGACAAAAUGAUUAUUAUUCGUACACUUAAUGACAUUCUAAGCCUGAGUUUAAUUCUUGUCUAGGAUUUAAAAGGGACGACUAACAUGUUGAAUCCACAGAAAGGUCUAGCCUUUGGGUCUUUACAACAUAGAGUGCAGAAAAAGUGGUGUAUAUGAAAACAUACAUUUGUAUGACUUCACAGAAAUUCUUGGUAUAAUGAACCUACGGUGGUAACUGGAGUAAACCGAACAUAGAGAAAUGCAUGUGUGUCAUUAUGCUGCUCUCUGCAGGACAAAAAGUAUGCUAACAGAAAUUGUGCUGUACAGUUGUAUACAAUGACUUUAUUAUAAAAAAUAAAUGACAAAUAGAAUGUAUAA